AUGGCCCAAGUUAGUAGUGAGUUUAUCUUCUUCAAGGUCAAGUGCGAUGUCGAACCGGAAGAUCCUGCCAACGAGCUGGGCGAGGGCCUGAUGAGGGUUUUCCGCGCCACCAAACAUCAAAGUGGCCACCAUAGCUCGGCAUGGGGUCGCACGGUGGAAGAUCCGAAUAUGUUAGUAUGGGUGAUCGAAUGGACCGAUGCCCGCUGCGCAAUAACCUCGUGCCUUUUGAAGCCCUUCCUCGUCGAAGAAGACCAGCCUAUAACUGCAAUAUAUGCCACCCUCAGUCCACCCAUCGGUAGCACCGAGACGUUGACUAAGAACCCGGUGACCGAGCUCUGUUUCCUGGCAUUCCCCAAUAACAUGUCGGCAUGCGAGACCCGUCAGCUAGACGCUGAGUUGAUCAAUUUCCGUACCGCGUUGGUCGUGCAGCUACCACAGGAAAUGGGGCCGCGGUCCUGGUCAAUGGGCCACGUGGAUCGGCCGAGUACGGUGAAGCAUGGUACCAGUCCGAACGGCCUGGCGACUGUGCAUUUGCUUGCAGUGGGAUGGGAGACCAUGGAGGCCCAUGACGAUGCCAAGAAGACGAAGGAAUUUGUCGAUGCCAUCGCGCCGAUUCGAGAGAAGCUGCUUCUUCCCCCUGUACCUGAUAUGGAGGUGAAACAUGUCAGAUUCCAAAAACUCUAG
Penicillium cataractarum is the source of this 684-nucleotide messenger RNA. RefSeq lists its product as uncharacterized. The transcript is spliced from 2 exons. Bases 1 to 684 code for a protein of 227 amino acids. Lineage: Eukaryota; Fungi; Ascomycota; Eurotiomycetes; Eurotiales; Aspergillaceae. The record is from RefSeq and is a predicted model, not a curated record.